UCCAGGUUGCUUGGAAUGUCGGGGAAAGCGGUCUCAAUAAUCAGAGGACUGGGUUCUGUGGGAAGGGUGCAGGGAUUUGUGUCUUAAAUAUAACGUUCUUCUGUCUACACGUUAUUAAAAACUAUUCGGAUUUAUGUCCACUAAUGUUGAAGAUUCCGCUCUUCCAAUGCACUACAAAGAUCACUCCCUAUAUAAACCUCAUUUUGCUCAUCAGCCAGUCUUACCACCCAAAUUCUUUUUUGUCUGUCACUGACCAAGCCAAUCCUAUGGAAACAUGGACUAUGGCUAUUUGCCUUAUUUAAGCUUAUUUUCCCAUCUUUAAAGAAGCAGGAAGCAAUCUUGUUUUGUUUUAGUGCAAUGUAAUUAACAGGGUACUUGCGUUCCUGCUUUCUCGAACAUUUGCCAACAGGGUUUCAUCUUUAGCAUAAAACCUGGCAUUGACAAGACAGUUCUCUAGGCUGCAGUGACUGGAGGCCUUCAGGUCUCCUAUAAAGUCAUGCAGUCUUCAGAGGAGCUGUUCAACAGGAAACUCAAGUCAUUAAAUGGAAACAAAGAAAUGCCAACUACCAGCCUACAAUGCAAAUUUAAUGGCACAUUUGCCGUGCCUAAAAUGGGGGUGCGUGCUCGGAUAUCAGACUGGCCACCCAAAAAUGAAGGGUGGGAAAAUCGAUGCGGAUCAAACUAUGAAAGAGUUAUUAUGGCCUUUCAAAAUGGACAGCCAGACCAAAGCAAAGAGAUCACUGAUGUGAAUGAAGCGCCCUUAGACUUUGAUCAUUCUGAGACAGAAUAUUCGCUGAGUGACCUUUUGAGUCAGUCCACUUUAAAGGGACUUCAUCCUAUUCGACAACGAAGCAACAGUGAUGUGACUAUCAGUGAUAUAGAUGCUGAGGACAUAAAGCAUCAAAAAGCUGUCAAUCCAAACACAGGUGCCUCAUUGCACCGGGAGUAUGGCAGCACAUCCUCUAUUGACCAACAGGGUCUAAGUGGGGAUGGAGUCCUUGCACUGUUCAAGGGUUACAAAGUAGAUAAAUUGGGUCAUUUGAAUACGCACUCAACUAGUUUCCCAGAGAUGCGAUACAACAGUGCUCUCUCACCUAGCUUGCAAACAGCAGCUCAGAUAGCACGUGGAGAGAUCAUUUGUAUCUCAGGCUAUGAUUAUGUAAGCAGUUCCCUUCUCUUUAGUCAAGAAAGAGACAAAUCCUUUGUGCACCGGCUCAAGUCAGAGUCAUCAGAAACAUCUCUCUUCCGAAAGUUAAGAACUAUUAAAAGUGAGCAUGAAAGUUUCAGGGUCUCAAUAGAACAGGACGACCGUCAAGCUCUUGGUGUCCCGAAAUGCUUUUCUCACUAUGAUGUGCAGAGUGCACUCUUUAAUGUUAGUGAUGCUGUGGCAAAUCAAGUCAGCCUUGUUCAUAGGAAGAACACUACUACUGGUGCCUCAGCAGCUUCACAGUAUCAAGUCCCAUGUAGUGGUCCAGUAUAUGGAAAUACUAGUGGAACUGCACCACUGUUUGAAUCUCCUUUGGGGAGUGAAGAGUUGAACCCUAAACAGAAUCUUGACACAGAUGAGGGGGAUGGAAAGAGCAAUGACCUAGUGCUAAGCUGCCCACAUUUCCGGAAUGAGAUUGGUGGUGAAGGUGAAAGAAGGAUUUCUCUGUCCAGAGCCAACAGUACCAACUACAGUGGAGGAGAAGGCUGCUCUUUUGAGUCCUCGUUAAGCUCUCACUGCACGAAUGCUGGUGUUUCUGUCCUGGAGGUACCUCGAGAAAACCAGCCAGUCCAUCGUGAAAAAGUGAAGCGAUACAUCAUUGAGCACAUUGACUUAGGCGCAUACUAUUACCAUAAAUACUUCUAUGGAAAAGAACAUCAGAACUACUUCGGCAUGGACGAGAACCUGGGUCCUGUGGCCCUCAGUGUGCGACGAGAAAAGCUUGAAGAAAUGAAGGAGAAGGACUGGUCGCCAUACAAUUACCGUAUAGUCGUCAGGACCAGUCAGCUGACAACUCUUCGAGGAGCAAUUAUGGAAGAUGCGGUGCCUUCUACAGCAAGGCAUGGCACAGCCCGUGGCCUCCCCCUAAAGGAGGUGCUGGAAUAUGUAGUUCCUGAGCUCAACAUUCAGUGUCUCCGACUGGCUCUCAACUCCCCCAAAGUCCCUGAGCAGCUUCUCAAGCUGGAUGAGCAGGGGCUAAGUUUCCAGCACAAGGUGGGUGUAUUGUACUGUAAGGCGGGUCAGAGCACAGAGGAAGAGAUGUACAAUAAUGAGAGUGCUGGGCCUGCACUGGAUGAAUUCUUGGACCUGCUUGGACGGAGAGUGCGACUAAAGGGCUUUAAUAAGUACAAGGCACAGCUAGAUAAUAAGACGGACUCUACAGGAACCCACUCACUCUACACUACUUACAAGGACUUUGAACUAAUGUUUCAUGUGUCCACUCUCUUACCCUAUACACCCAACAACCGACAACAGCUGCUCAGAAAAAGACACAUUGGAAAUGACAUUGUCACCAUUGUGUUUCAAGAACCAGGAGCCUUGCCCUUUACACCUAAAAACAUUCGCUCCCACUUUCAGCAUGUAUUUGUUAUUGUUAAAGUCCACAAUCCAUGCACUGAAAACGUCUGCUACAGUGUUGCUGUAUCAAGAUCAAAAGAUGUGCCUCUCUUUGGUCCUCCAAUUCCUAAAGGUGUUACUUUUCCAAAGUCAUCUGUCUUCAGGGACUUCCUCCUUGCCAAGGUCAUCAAUGGUGAGAAUGCAGCACACAAGUCAGAGAAAUUCUAUGCUAUGGCUACUCGAACACGCCAAGAGUACCUUAAAGACCUAGCAGAGAAUUGUGUAAGCACAGCUACUGUGGACUCUGCUCUGAAGUUCAGCUUCAUCACACUGGGUGCCAAGAAAAAAGAGCGGCUCAUACCACGCAGGGACGCCCACCUUCAUAGCAUUGGAGCCAUCAUGUGGAGUGUGGUGGCACGGGAUUUCAGCCAGUCAGUGGAUGUUCAUUGCUUGCUUGGCAUUUCCAAUGAGUUCAUUGUUCUGAUCAAUGAAGAGUCGAAGAAUGUGACCUUCAACUGCUCCUGUCGUGAUGUGAUAGGCUGGACGUCCACCAUCAUGAGCAUUAAGGUAUUCUAUGAACGUGGUGAAUGUAUAAUGUUCUCAGCCCAGGAAGGCUAUGGAGAAGACAUCAGGCAAAUCGUCCUGCGGCUUGAGAUAACCACCCAUGGCUGUGAGACUACAGAAAUGACACUACGUCGGAAUGGCUUGGGACAGCUGGGAUUCCAUGUCAACUUUGAAGGCAUUGUGGCUGAUGUCGAGGCAUUUGGAUUUGCAUGGAAAGCAGGCCUGCGCCAGGGCAGUCGCCUGGUGGAAAUUUGCAAGGUGGCUGUAGCCACACUUACCCAUGAGCAGAUGAUCGACUUGCUACGCACAUCCAUCACAGUCAAGGUGUUGAUUAUUCAGCCUUUUGAAGAUGGUACUCCCAGAAGAGGCUGUUCUGAGCUUUACCGCAUUCCCAUGGUCGAAUACAAACUGGAUAGUGAAGGCACACCCUGCGAGUAUAAGACCCCAUUCAGGAGGAACACCACCUGGCACCGUGUGCCCACCACUCCAGGGUGCCAGGCCCUACCUCGAGGCUCACCCACUCAAGGUCCGGAACAAUUGCAAUGCCAACUUCAGCACAAUGAGAUCUCCAUCCCAUGCAGCACAUCAUUUGACAGGAAACUGUCAGAUAUCUCCAGGAUGAUACAUGAUCUGGAAAACCCACAGAUAUUCUGCAGUAAGUCACAGGCCAGUCAACACUACCGUAGUUCACCCAGUAAUCAGUCGUCAUCCAGUGACCCAGGGCCAGGUGGCAGUACAACUUGGAUCCAACAGCCAGUAUAUGAGGGCUGUCAUUCACCCAUAUUGCAUCAGCAAUCGCCUGAUCCUCCUGCACAAGUCACUGAAGGUGGUGAAUGCUUGAGAGAGAAACAACCGAUACUGGAGAGGACUCGCUCUGCAGAGGCCAAGUGGCACACUUCCUCCACAAAGAUUCUCAACUCUUCGAAUGAUAGAGUCAAGGACUCACCUAACAAACUGUCCAGGUUCUACCCAUCUCAAGGACUUCAGGACAACUCUCAGGGUGGAGAUAAAACCUCAAGUCACUCAAGCAGCAACACACUGUCAAGCAGUGCCUCGAGCAGUAACAGUGAUGAGAAGCACUUUGGUUCAGGUGACCUGGACCCAGAGUUGAUUGGUCUCACUUGUAUCAAAGGAGCUUCCACAGACAGUGGCAUAGACACAACAGUUCCACCCACAGGGGAUCCCCUUGCUGCCAUGGCGUGCCAGGUUGCAGUUGAUCGGGGCAUAUUUGGACCCAGGAGAAUCCAGAAAACAGAGGCGAGAAACCUAUACAGCUGUACCAGCCUCAGAGUUACACUAUGACCAGACCCAGACAUGAACAACAGUAUAAAAGAUCUGAGAGAGAUUGCAUCACACUCAAGACAGCUGUAUGGGAUGGAAGCAGCAUGCCAUAUCCAGGAAGGAGAAAGAGAAAUGGGUCGCAGGGACCAGUCAGAAAUGACGAAAACCCAUUCAAAGGUUAUGCUUCCCAACAGCCUUUCUGGAGAGGAGGUCUGCAGAAAAGUAAACUGCAAAGCUUUGGUAUCUGAAAUUCAUCUUCCCUGCCGUGUACUGUACCGCACUCUGUCAGAAGAGAGUAUGUGCAGUAAUCGCAAAGGCUCAUCCUAUGCCAGCUCCCGCAGCUCAGUGCUUGACCAGGUUCUACCAAAUGAUAUACUGUUUAGCAGCACUCCACCUUACCACAGCACUCUCCCCCCUCGCAUUGGCCGCACUCAGCCGUUAUCCAACCUCCGGAAUGAGGUCUGGUUUUCUGAUGGCUCCUUGGCAGACAGGUCAAAAUUUAAUGAUCCAGGACUCCUCCCCCUCCCGGACACUGCCACAGGUCUGGACUGGUCACAUCUUGUUGAUGUUGCACGAGCCUUUGAAGAUCAAAACAUGGCCUCGGUCUACAUCAUGACUGACAUGCAGGAAGCUGAACCUAUUCAGAUCUCUCAAGAGCCCACCAGACAGGCUGCUGCAGUAGAAAGACCUACACUACAAUCUGGAAAUGGUUCAUCUGCCACUUUGACUGGAAAAGUCAACCAGCUAGAAGUCAUCCUGAAGCAGCUCCAGCAUGACUUAAGAAAGGAGAAAGAGGAUAAAGCCAUCUUGCAGGUGGAGGUCCAACAUCUUCGACAAGAUAAUAUCCGUCUACAGGAGGAGAGUCAAACUGCAGCUGCCCAACUCAGGAAAUUCACAGAAUGGUUCUUUAAUACUGUUGACAAAAAUCCUGAGAACAACUGAGCCUAAUGUGUAAGUUAAGUGCAUAGGUUACCCUUUAAUAGUGCAGCUAGUUUCCCAGUGUGAGUUUGUUUUCAAAAGCUAAAAGGACCCUUUGGCAGGGUAGAUCAGCUGCUGUAUCAUUUCAGUCGUUGCUAACUGACUGCUGGGAUUCCCAAUGGAGAAAUGAAAGAGGCUUUGGAAAGAGAUUUGUCUGAUUAAUGAACAUGAAAUCUUGGUAAGUGAAUGAAGAUGGAAAUGAAUGUAUUUCACAUAAUAACCUACUUUUGCUUGGCAUAUCAUUCAUAUUGUCUGUAUAUCCCUAAAUAGCUUUGUUGGUUUUGAUUAUCUCCAGCAUUUUAAGCUGAAGUUGUUGGUAAUGUUGCUGUUAUGGCACCAGCAGUGCCAUAAUAUUUUAUGAGCAUAUUUUAUAUGCAUUUUUAACAAAAUAGUUUUCAUAGUAGUUUAUAAUCACAGACAUGUCCUAGCAAUGACGUGGUAGAAGUAGGAGAGUUAGUGCAAAAUGUGGUCAGUUCCUGUUAAGGUUGCAGUUGUAUAGUAUUUAUGCUUUAUGCUUGAAAAGGGUAGAAAGGAUAGGUUUAUAAUAAGUGUUUAUCAGAAUGAUUUCUCUUUUUUUCAUUAUUGACUGAGCACAAGCCUUGUCUAUGGCUCACUAAUUUCCUUGUGUGUGCGUGUGUGUUUGUUUGUUACAUCAGCAAAUUGUUUAAUAGAGUUAGUUUUUAUUUCAGUGUGAGAUAGUAAAACACACUCAAUGCCAAAAUGUAUUAUAUCUGUACCUCAGUUGAAGUGGCUUCUAUUUAACAGCUAUUUAUGUUUAUUUAAUCUAAUUUUGUUUAUAUAUAUAUAUAU
Silurus meridionalis is the source of this 6175-nucleotide messenger RNA. RefSeq names its product signal-induced proliferation-associated 1-like protein 2. Gene Ontology annotation, biological process: activation of GTPase activity; regulation of small GTPase mediated signal transduction. The record is from RefSeq and is a predicted model, not a curated record. Gene Ontology annotation, cellular component: cytoplasm. Lineage: Eukaryota; Metazoa; Chordata; Actinopteri; Siluriformes; Siluridae. Gene Ontology annotation, molecular function: protein binding; GTPase activator activity.